AGCAUAUUCGUUCAUUGAUUGUUAUCGCGUUCAAUGUGUUCGUAGAAUUAUUAUGAUUUGAGUUAAAAAAAUUGUAAACAAAACAAAUGUCUGAAAACUGUUUUGAUGGCGAAGUUAUAUUAAAUGAAUAUUGAAUUAAAUAUUACAAGAUGAAAUACGAAAAUUGUGUUGAAAAGCAAACGAUCGAAUACACGCACACGACUGUUCCGGCAUCGAUGCGGAGCCCCUACUGGAAAUAUUUUGGGUUUCCUUCGGAUAGUGCCAAUAAAAUUUUGACCCGUCAAAAGAUCAUCUGCACAUUAUGUGGUACCGCCAUCACUUACAACAAAAAUACUUCUAAUCUCCGUACACACCUUAUAUCACGGCAUCCAGAGCGAUUGCAUGAAAUGCAUCACCAGCAGCGGCAACAAUGUUCGGCAUUCUCCCGCAGUUCUAAUAUGGAUGGUGGCGACAGUGAUGACGCUUCAACAGAUAUUUUGAACGAAAUUGAAGCGGAUGAAGAGAGCGAAGUAAAAGCGCAAUCAUGUAAACGGUCCAAUUCAGAAGAUUUAAAUGUGGAUAACCUUUUAAAAGUUAAACGACUAAGCGCAGGUUGUCGUGAAUCCAAUAAAAUAACGUUGUCCAUUAGCCAGGAGAACUGUCGUAAUCAACAUCAGGGCACAGUAGCAGUGCCGAACUCUUUGCACAAAAAAGAAUUUCAGGAUGAUCAACAAAGCGGACAUAAUGAGGAACAUGAGACCAUUGUUACCAAUGGGUGCGGUUACGAGUUACUCAGUUCAGAAACGGUCAAUGCCUUAGCAACGAAUGGAGUGGAAGACGUUACCGUUAGUUGUGCUAAUAACUUUGUUGUUGAGACUUUACACAAUGAGGCAGAUGAAUUUGCAGAGGGCGAACCAGUAAUUCUUGAUAAUGAUCUCACUCAAAAAUCGAUGUUCGACUACUCCAAUGAUUCACCGUCGAAUCUUCAUGAGCAAGCAAAUAUAUCAAAUACAAUGCUGGGGGAAAAAGAUUCCUACAUUGAAUUACUUGCGAAUAUGUUGGUUACUGACAUGCUGCCACCUAAUUUAUUGCAAGGACAGGGUUUUAAGCAGCUACUUAACUCCAUCGGAAUCACUAAUGUGGAUAAAUGUGAAGUUGAGAAAAUAAUAUUAGCUGACUAUGGUCAAAUGCAAUAUAUUCUUAAAAAAUACGUUACAACAAAUUUGUUGCAGCAAGACAAACCUUAUUCACUCAGUAUUGAAAAUUAUAUGGACAUCGAGGAGCAGAUUGUGUUCAGCAUAUAUAUUAAUUUCCUUAAUUUCGACUUUGAUAACAAAUUGGAAAGUGUCCUAUAUGAAGAAAUUGUUUGUAGGAAUCAAAUAGACUUGCAUGACGUUCUGAGGGAUUUCGAUCUCAACCGUUGCGCGGCCAUUGUAACAACGAUGAAAGACAACUCAAUAAUAAAGAAUUUUGCCACAUCUCACGGUAUUGAAGUGGUUCCAUGUUUGGAAGCAUUGCUAACUCGGUGUCUCAAUCUAAUCUUUGAACAGGACGAGGUGUCUCAAAUGUUCAAUAAUAUUUUUAAACUACGCCAGAAUUUAAAUUUGCCGGAACCGCACUUGAAUUGCCCCUGGUGGAAACUGAAAUUUCUGCAAGAUUUUCUGGACAUCCCAAAUGAAACUGGCAAGCAAUACAGUGAAUUGUCUUCCGAGUUGGAGUCUUUCAUGGCAUACUUAAACCCGUUAAAAAUUACUCUUGAUACAAUAAACACAGAACCGCUACCUCUCUGUACACUUGUGCGUCCAUUGAUUAUGAAACUCUUCGAAGAGCAUUUCCUGGUAUUUAACACUGACGAUAAUAUUUAUCUACAGUCGGCACAGCAAGUCAUUAAUGAUGAACUACGCCAGAGCAUAGCAAAGUGCUCAUUUUUUUCUGAGGCAGUACUUUUCGAUGUGCGCUUUCAGCACGAUUUCAUUCAGCCUAGGCGACAUCCGACACAUCAGUCACAAAAAGCCGCCACUUUUGACAAUAUCCAGCGUGUGGAGUUGGCGGAGGCAGUUUGUCAGCGAUUCCAACGUCUAAUGACUGUGCCCCCCUCAAACAUAAAAUUGGAUCAAAGCCAGCAAUGCGCCAUAACCCAAGUUGCACCGAAAUCGAGUUUACGAUCGUUUUUUCAUCGCAUUAGCGGUGCGGCAAGCCGCAAAAAUGCACACAACUUGUCUCCUGAGCCAUCACAACCAAAAGAUGCAAUAGAGUUGGAAUUUAAUCGCUACAAAUGUGAGCCAACUUUGGAUUUAGAGCAAUGUCCGAUAAGUUGGUGGCAAAUGCAGUCCCAACAAUAUAAACAAUUGUACAAAUUCGCCAAUUAUUAUUUGAGCGUGCCAUGUUAUGCGUUUCGUUGGCCGACGAGUGCGUACGACGAAACGGAGACAAAUGAACGCAGCGUGUGGUGUCAAAAACGUAGGUCACUUCGACAUCAGCACCCUGUAGAAAAGUGUUUGUGGUAUUUGCACUACAAUCGCGCCUUUCAUAGUAAGAUAAAGCCUAAAUGAUCUGUGGAUGGUGGAAAAAUUCAGGAAGUUCCGUCUGUGCAUUAAAAAAAUAUUAACAUUUCAUUUCUGAGGCAGUCUGCGGCAGACUUGAUCAGACAUUUUCUCUUCAAAUUGAAUGAAAUUAAAUAACGAUAUGUGUCUCAAAAAUACAUAAAAAAGUAGGUAGGGAUAUAGUCCCUGUACACACAUGUAAAUGUAUUAAAAAGUGUGCAAAAAGUUUUUUCAAAACAGUCCGGUGGAUUCAGUUUCUCUUAUAAAAUAAAAUAAUUAAAUAAUUUGGCAUUAUAUAUAAAUCAACGUAUUUCAUAUUUCUUUAUUUUUUUUCAAAAUGGUAUAAGUUUAGUAAAUUAUAAUUAUAUAAAUACUUGCUACAUUCGUGUAUGUUUGUAUAAUGGUAAUAAUUCA
Messenger RNA from Anastrepha obliqua, 2936 nucleotides. RefSeq lists its product as uncharacterized. Gene Ontology annotation, molecular function: DNA binding. Lineage: Eukaryota; Metazoa; Arthropoda; Insecta; Diptera; Tephritidae. The transcript has 7 exons. The record is from RefSeq and is a predicted model, not a curated record. The coding region runs from base 150 to 2531 and encodes 793 amino acids.